AUGGGCGAUGAGCCGGGCCCGCCGUUGAAGAAGCGCCGAGGUGGAAUACAACAAAGGCUCCAGGCGUCUGCGUUAGAGAAUGCGCCCAGCACUUCGAAGCUUGCCACGCACCUGCUGGAAGAGUUUGCUCUGGGAAAGAAAUCCCCUCAAGAAUGCCAGCGCCUUGCCAGUUUGGCAGUGAAAGACAUGACAGCCGCUGGGGUUCUGUUAGAAAAUAUCCCCGUGGAUUUGCGGAAGCUGAGCGAGUUGGGAUCUGGAGGCAGGCACUUGAAUAACUGCUACCGCGACAUUAUGCGGAUGACUUGCAGAAUUCCGUCCAUCCCCAUGCCCUUUUCAGUAAACAUCCCAACCAAGCAGGGUGAUGAGACUGCCGGUAUCCUUCUCCCACAUGUGAUGUUUGCCAGCAUGUACCACCACUACAGGGCGGCCUUCGGGCAGUACAUCAUGCCUGGCGGAGAGGACGCUCUUCAGGAGUUCUGGACCACUGGAAAGCGCAUGCCGCAGCUUGCCAAUCAUCCAAUCCUGCGAAGGGCCAAUUUUGAGGCCAGGUGCGUGCCGAUUGCGCUGCACGGGGAUGAAGUCCCAACGGUUGGCCGGGGGAAGGUAUGGUGCAAGCUUUCGCUGCUGCUGUCCUGGUUCUCCGUCAUGGCCGUCGGCGUGCCGACCCUUCAGGCAAUGAACUUGAUUUGGGCGCACGCUCCGCAAUGUGCGGUUGAGGGGCCUGAUGGGACAGUGGCCGUUUUUAUGCGCAUCAUGAAGUGGAGCUUUUCUGCCCUUUUUGCAGGGACCUGGCCCAGGCGGGAUUGGCGGGGAGUUGCAUAUGAGGCUGGCUCUGCGGAUGCGAAUCGGGCCGGCGAGCCUCUUGCUGACGGCUAUUUUGCAUGCCUUAUAGGCUUAUGCGGCGAUUUAGAUUAUUGCGCGAAAUUCCUGGGACAUCCACGAUGGAGCUCCCAUAGUGAGCCCUGUGGACUUUGCCGUGCCACCUUUCGAGGCCCUCUCACUUGGCUGAAUUUUUCAGAGAACGCGCCCUGGGAAGGAACCCAAUGGACACCCGAGACGUGGGCUCGCAGGCCGAUUCGUUCCACCUGUCCUCUUUUCGAGAUGCCCGGGUUUACCAGCAUCGCGGUGCUCCCCGAUUAUAUGCACAACAAAUAUUUGGGGUAUGCGCAGUACCUGUUCGGCAGCGUCUUCUGGCUUCUCUGUUUCGUUCACAUGGCAGCCGCGCCAUUGCAAAACCUCAGGACCCUCGCCAACUUCAUCAUGAGCUUCCAGAACCGCCACCGCCCACAACAUGGCGAGCGCUACCCUGCCAGGACGCUGCGCAAACUGACAAUGUUUGUGAAGAAGCGAGACUUUCCAAAGCUUCGCGGCAAAGCCGGUCAAAUUCGGGGAUUGGAAGACGCAAUGAUAGCGAUGUGGAAGCGCUAUGGGGACUUGCACACCCGGGACGGUAUCCGUAUCAAGCUGUUGCUGGAACUCAGCCUGCAAUGCGAUGAAAUCUUGGACUCGCAUUCGCCUGCCGACGGGUACUGGGCACUGCCGCCCCCGAAUGCAGCAGAGUUGGUGCGCAAACAACGACUGCUGGGUCAGCUGUACGUGCAGCUCUCAGAAUCCUAUGCUGCACAGGAGGUCCGGGUGUUCAAUAUGUCAGCCAAGCUGCACUAUUGCCUUCACAGCGCGCUAUGGGCUGACAAACUUCAUCCCCAUUUGGCCUGGUGCUGGCGAGGUGAGGACCUCAUGGGCCGCAUUUCCACCUUGAUUAGCAGCUGUGUGAGCGGCCGGACGGACGUAUCUGCCACCUUGAAGGCGGCAGAAAAGUAUGGGCUGGCUUGCCACUAUAUGUGGUCUGCUGCUGACGGGCCGCGUCGCCUUGAAGGCCGCUAA
Molecule: messenger RNA, 1884 nt
Organism: Effrenium voratum
Lineage: Eukaryota; Dinophyceae; Suessiales; Symbiodiniaceae
Source: the annotation of a GenBank genome assembly